Messenger RNA from Thyridium curvatum, 408 nucleotides. RefSeq lists its product as uncharacterized. Gene Ontology annotation, molecular function: structural constituent of cell wall. Gene Ontology annotation, cellular component: fungal-type cell wall. Gene Ontology annotation, biological process: fungal-type cell wall organization. The record is from RefSeq and is a predicted model, not a curated record. NCBI's taxonomy places the organism in Eukaryota, Fungi, Ascomycota, Sordariomycetes, Thyridiales, Thyridiaceae. The transcript has 3 exons. Bases 1 to 408 code for a protein of 135 amino acids.
AUGAAGUUCUCCGUCGCUGCCGUUGCCGCUCUCGCCGCUGGCGUCUCUGCUGGCUCCAACGUCACCUACACCACCGAGGUCGUCACUGCCCUGACCACCUACUGCCCUGAGGCCACCAAGAUCACCCACGGCGGCAAGACCUACACCGUCACUGAGGCCACCACCCUGACCAUCACUGACUGCCCUUGCACCGUCACCAAGCCCGUGAUCACCACCCCCGUUGUUGUCUGCAACACCUGCGGCUACAACACCACCGUCCCGACCACCCCGGUCCCGACCAAGCCCCUCCCCACUGGCGGCAACAAGCCCUCCAGCCCUCCCUCGGUCCCCACCGCUGGUGCCGCCAAGGCUGCUGGUCUCUCCGGCGCCGGUCUGGCCGCUGCCCUCGGUCUUGCUGCCCUUCUGUAA